This is a messenger RNA of Erinaceus europaeus (western European hedgehog), 847 nucleotides long. It is a transcript of the gene ARL14EPL, whose product is annotated as ADP ribosylation factor like GTPase 14 effector protein like. The record is from RefSeq and is a predicted model, not a curated record. The transcript has 3 exons. Bases 20 to 478 code for a protein of 152 amino acids. NCBI's taxonomy places the organism in Eukaryota, Metazoa, Chordata, Mammalia, Eulipotyphla, Erinaceidae.
UCCUCUGUAGUGGUCAGAGAUGAGUGAACAGCCAGAAAAAAGCAGUGCAGCUCAAGAGAAACACACAGGCGAAAGUUCUCCGGAGAAAAACUAUCAGAUUGGACAGAAGCAGCUGCAACAAAUAGAGCGACAGUUAAAAUGCCUGGCAUUCCAAAACCCUGGACCACAGGUUGCUGACUUUAACCCUGAAACAAGGCAGCAGAAAAAGAAAGCACGGAUGUCAAGGAUGAAUGAGUACUUUUCUCCAAAAAACAAGGUCAUGAAGAAGUACGACAAGAACGGCAAGCUCCUCUGUAACAACAUGGAUCUGUGUGAUUGCCUGGAGAAGAACUGCCUGGGCUGCUUCUACCCCUGCCCCAAGUGCAACUCCAACAAAUGUGGCCCUGAGUGUCGCUGCAACCGCAAGUGGGUCUAUGACACCAUCGUCACCGAGUCCGGGGAGGUCAUCAGCUCGCUGCCCUUCGAUGUCCCUGACUAGCAAGCUGUCACAUCUGGACCCAACAGAUUUUCUUUUCUUUUCUUUUUAUUAUUAUUAUUUUUUUUUCAAGAUGACUUAAAUCAGCCUCCUUGCCUUGGUGAGUUCCAUCGGUUUGGGGUUGGGGCAGGGUUGGGAGUGGGGGGGGGGAAAUGUUGGAAAAACAUACUGAAACCUCACCUGCUUGGAAGCCCCAACGUCGAACCGAUAGUCAUCCCAGAGGCAUCUGAAUCUUCUCUCAUCCAUUAUGUCCAGAAUGUGACGGCGACCGGAUCUCAGCAUAGCUCGCCCACACCCCAUCUUGACUCUGCCUUCCAGUGGAAAAAAAAAAAAUCCCUUUCCUCUUGAGACAAAUGUCAUCUGAAGGUUUUA